AUGUUUUUCUCACAAUCCGUCGUCCUAUCCGCCCUCAUGGGUUUGGCUGCCGCACAGUCGCCUUCAUCUAUAUUAUCAGCACCAGUAGUCUUGUCGACUGGGUCCGCGGCUGCGGGUUCCGCACCAGAAGGCAUGGUCACUACACACAUUGUCCAAGUCGGUGGACCCAACGGAUCUCUCACAUUCCUUCCCAACAACGUCAAAGCCGCACCUGGAGAUCUUGUCCAGUUCCAAUUCUAUCCAAAAAACCAUUCAGUCGCGCAAUCCACAUUCGACCAACCCUGCGUACCCAUCCAGAACGUCAUGUCCAACAACACCGACGCCUUCUUCUCUGGCUUCAUGCCCACGAACGCCUCCCUCGCCUCAGCAAACCAAAUCCUCACUUACACCAUUCGUGUCAAGGACGAGCGGCCCGUCUGGUACUAUUGCACUCAGGGACAGCAUUGCCAGGCCGGCAUGGUCGGUGCCAUUAACGCUCCAGAAUCUGGCAACAGGACCGUGGCCUCUUUCACUGCCCUCGCUGCAACCGCGCCUGAAAAUAUCACGCCUGGUUCCGCAUCGGGCUCUGGCUCUGGCUCUGGUUCCGGCUCGUCGUCCAACGGCUCCACAGGCAACACUCCUCCCUCGCCAUCCGCUGGCAGCGGUGCUGCAGCGGGUGGUGCCGAUGGUGCGGGAAGCGGCACUGCGGAUAGCGCGCCUGCCCAGGCCACAGCCAACAUUGCAUCCACUCUCAGCAGCCAGUCGAUCUUCAGUCUCGGUGCAGUGGCUCUUGCCGCUUUUGCCCUAUUGUAA
Molecule: messenger RNA, 792 nt
Organism: Plenodomus lingam JN3
Lineage: Eukaryota; Fungi; Ascomycota; Dothideomycetes; Pleosporales; Leptosphaeriaceae
Source: RefSeq, a predicted model, not a curated record